ACAACGAAUGAUAAGCGCAAAAGGAAAAUAGAACAAUAAAAGCCAUAAAGUAACAAAAACAAUAGAAAUUUUCGAUUUUAAUUAAAAAUUCAAUAACAUUUUAAGAAAAUAUUUCUUUGUACAGCACAAGCUAUAUUUAUAAAAUACAUUACAAUAAAAAUAUGUUGUAAAGGUCAUAUGACUUGUGUAAACUAAAAACUAAACUAAAAUAUUUUUGGAACCAGAAAAAUAGUGGUUGUUUUUCUUGUGUCUGGCCACAAAAAACUAUAAAUAAAAAACUACGCAAAAACAAGUUGAAAAUAAAAAAAAAAAUUCAAUAAUCCUAAGUUACUGGAAAACAAUCACAAAUUUAAUUAUAUAUAUUUUUUUGUAUAAUAAAAAAAGCUAAGGAUUUGUUCAAACUCAUUUGAUACCAAAGAAGAAAGCCAGACAGCCAGCAGCCACUUGUUUUAAAAUGGUGGAACCAAUUUUUGAUUAUCAAUUUCGUUUGAUACUAAUUGGAGACAGUACAGUGGGCAAAAGUUCUUUACUUAAAUUCUUUACAGAUGGGAAAUUUGCGGAGCUCUCUGACCCCACUGUCGGCGUCGACUUUUUCGCCCGUUUAAUUGAAAUGAAGGAUGGUACACAAAUCAAACUUCAGCUUUGGGAUACUGCUGGUCAAGAACGUUUUCGUUCGAUAACAAAAUCCUACUAUCGCAAUUCUGUUGGCGUCUUACUGGUGUAUGAUAUAUCGAAUCAUGCCAGUUUUGAACAUAUACCUUUAUGGAUGAUGGAGGCACAACGACACAUUGAACCACAUCGUCCAGUUUUUGCAUUAGUUGGCUGUAAAUUAGAUCUGGUAAAUGCUGGUGGACAGCGCGAAGUAUCAUUCGAAGAAGCCCAAGCAUUUGCCAAACAGCAUGGUUUGCAUUUUGUUGAGACCUCUGCACGUACGGGUCUAAAUGUAGAGGACGCAUUUCGUACGGUUACACAAGAAGUUUAUGCCCGCAUUCGAUCUGGUGAAUACAAAGUCGAAGAUGGCUGGGAUGGCAUUAAGACCGGAUUUCCACGACCAAGUAGUCUGGACUUUAAUUUGGUAGUUGCUGAGCCGGAGAAAUCAUCUUGUUGUUGAUUCGUUAAUUGUUUGGACUUUUAUAAUUUUUAACUACAUACUAACAAUUUAUAUACACUAUUAUUAUUCUAAGAUAUUUUGCGUGUAAUAAUCGGUAGUCUCGUUUAAUUUUUAUACGUUAUUAAGGCGUAGAACACAGUAAUGGCUUGUUUGGAUGAUUUCUUUUAUUUUUAUUAAUUCGGAUCAAAAAAAUUUUAGUUUUUUUUUUGUUCUGUAGUGUUCUUAUUUUUAAUAUAAUACUUUAUAUUAGUUUUCUUUAUUUUAUAUUAGUUGUUAAUUUGUUUUAUAUUGUAGUCAAAAAUAUAAUCGAGUAUAAAAGAGGAAAUUAUAAAUUUAUAUAUAUUUUCCGUUUAAUUCAGUUACUGAUACAAAAUAAAAAGUACAUUAUGUUUUAUAUUAAAUGAAAAAUACCAAUGAUUAUAUCUACCUAAUGAAAAUCGUUUUUUAAAAUACAAUAUACAUAAAAAAAUAAUUCAAAUUUUAA
Messenger RNA from Calliphora vicina (urban bluebottle blowfly), 1595 nucleotides. It is a transcript of the gene Rab39, whose product is annotated as RAS oncogene family member Rab39. Gene Ontology annotation, molecular function: GTPase activity; GTP binding. Lineage: Eukaryota; Metazoa; Arthropoda; Insecta; Diptera; Calliphoridae. The record is from RefSeq and is a predicted model, not a curated record. The transcript has 2 exons. Bases 455 to 1111 code for a protein of 218 amino acids. Gene Ontology annotation, biological process: Rab protein signal transduction; vesicle-mediated transport. Gene Ontology annotation, cellular component: Golgi apparatus.